Messenger RNA from Panthera uncia (snow leopard), 1671 nucleotides. It is a transcript of the gene COPS8, whose product is annotated as COP9 signalosome subunit 8. Gene Ontology annotation, cellular component: COP9 signalosome. Lineage: Eukaryota; Metazoa; Chordata; Mammalia; Carnivora; Felidae. The record is from RefSeq and is a predicted model, not a curated record. Bases 279 to 761 code for a protein of 160 amino acids. Gene Ontology annotation, biological process: protein deneddylation; COP9 signalosome assembly. The transcript has 8 exons.
CCGCGGGGUGUUCCGCGGCCCCGGGGCGGUGCCGGUCUCCAGGGUAACGGGGCCCGCGGGGCUCGCGGCGGGCGUGGGAGCCGCGCUUGGGGAGCUCGGGACGCCGGGGCCUGCUCCGAAGGCUGCGUCUCCCCGAACGGGCCCCCGUCUCCCCGAACGCGCCCGGAGCUUGUGGUUGUGCGUCUUCAGCUAGUGAGCCCGUGAACCCUGCUCCUGGAGGAAUUGCUACACCCCCAGUGUAUGGUCAACUCUUGGCUUUAUAUCUGCUCCAUAAUGACAUGAAUAAUGCAAGAUAUCUUUGGAAAAGGAUACCACCUGCUAUAAAAUCGGCGAACUCUGAACUUGGGGGAAUUUGGUCGGUAGGACAAAGGAUCUGGCAGAGAGAUUUCCCUGGGAUCUAUUCGACCAUCAACGCACACCAGUGGUCUGAGACGGUCCAGCCGAUCAUGGAAGCACUUAGAGAUGCCACACGGAGAAGAGCCUUCGCCCUGGUCUCUCAAGCCUACACCUCCAUCAUCGCCGACGACUUUGCAGCCUUUGUGGGGCUCCCGGUGGAAGAGGCCGUGAAAGGUAUAUUAGAACAAGGAUGGCAAGCCGACUCCACCACAAGGAUGGUUAUGCCCAAAAAGCCAGUUGCAGGGGCCCUGGAUGUUUCCUUCAACCGGUUUAUUCCCCUAUCAGAGCCCGCCCCAGUCCCGCCCAUCCCCAACGAGCAGCAGUUAGCCAGACUGACCGACUACGUGGCUUUCCUCGAAAACUGAUGCGUCAUUCUGAGUUCAAGAUCCACCUCCAGAAUCCUGUAUACUGACAAAUAGAGAAAUGUAAAAUUUUUAUUUUCAACCUAUUGGCUGGAUUAGCACCUCGGCAUUCCUUGCGGAGUAUGUGAUAAAAUACAUAUAUAAAGUAUAUAUUAUAUAUUUUGUCCUUAAACAUUAUGCUGAAUAGUUGUUGAAACGAUUCUUGUUUUGUAACAUUUGACAAUUUGGAUGAAGCCCGUCAGUAUUACGCAGUUUAUAUUUCCUGGUGACUCCUGAAACCCGGCCGCCCGGCUUCCCGUGGGACGGCGCCUAUCAGCCGUUUGUCCCUGCGCGGCACGCGGCACAGCCCCGUCCGCAGCGAGGGUUGACACUUAACAGCGACGCGCGUGGGAGCUGAGGAGCGGCCGGGGGUCCCGAGCCCCCCCCCCCCCCCCCGUCAGAGGACGUGCUCCCCUUCUCCCCAGCCCCGAGGACCACACCCCGAGUGCUGACGAGUGGCGGAGGAGGAAAGGCCGUGUCCUCAGCCAGCAGAGCGUGAGCUCCUGGGGGUGUCAGCACACCCGCUGCCCGCGCUGGAGGGCUCGCCGUGAAAACGCGACUAUCGGAGACCUUCAGGAGCGCGAGCCGUCGUAGUCCUUUCUCGGGAAGGGGAGCGUAGGGCGAGAGGCGUGGUCCUGGCAAAGACGUUCUCACGACGAGUGAUCCGCUUUGUGCCGCCAGCACCCUGCAGCCACCGGAUGCUUGCACCCGUCCUUCGCUUCGAGUUCCGCCUCUUGGAGAAAUACCGAACGAGUCUCUCGGUUUUUGUGCGAUGGCCUCUGACUGUUUGGAGGUGUUUCGUGUGUCUUCAGGCUAACACCCCCCCCCCCUUCAUUUAUUCUGCAUUUGUUCAAUAAAUAUUUAAUUGAAUUCA